AUGUCUGCAAGGCAGCGGGUCACGCUGGCGUCUAUGUGGGCGUUUGAAGACAUCGGGGUGGAGGAAGUCACAGAUCAGAUCAAGAAACUGAAAAAUCAUGGUGACAGUGAAUGCCAUUACCACAAACAUGAUAAUGUUCUCGAGUUCAAGGGUAAUCUGGAGGGCGGCGCGUCUCAAAUUGCGAAGGUUGUAUCAAGCUUCAUCGAUGGUCAGGAAAAUAAGGAUUUGCUAGAUCUGGAUGUGUCUGCCAUUAUGCCUGUCGAUGAAGACCCGGUGGUUUCUGAUACAGACAAGGACGAGGAAGGUGGACUUCUAGCCCUGUCAGACAGCUCUGACCAGGAGUUGAUACCUAAUCCCGCUGCUCUUGUCACUAGGUUCUGGCUAUCAUCCAAUGGGGGAGUGGGCUGCUUUUCAGACAACAGGUUCCGUGACUUUCUCUCGCAGAUAGCGGCUUUGACUGGGACUGAGGCUUGUGUCGUCGAAGGCCGUGGCGUCCAAGUGAUCGGGAAGUCCGUCGAAGAUGUACAAGAUGCUUUGGCGAAGCUCACUCGGAUUGAGAAGCCCCUGAGCUUUAUUACGAUUGCGGGAGUGGCAAAUCUGAACGCUACUCCAGAUAACGGUCGCAUACGUUUUCGUAUGCAGAGAUACGGCAGUCUGAACAGUACUGCUCCUCAACGCCUUUUGACCGACCCAGACAUGAAUCUCAGCUGGGAACUCGGUCAGAUGUUCGUCACUGUGCCACUUCCCUACGACGAGGAGACCCAUGCAUUCAAAGAGCCCAGAAAUAUCACUAAUCCGCCUCAUAUAACCGAGGAGCCCGGAAGAUCCCGUCUCUGGAAUGACUUCACCUUCCAGGGGAUUGGAAAAGGCGAUGAAUAUCUUGCCUUGAGCACAGUUGAUGAACUUGUUAGAACCAGAGCUACGGCAACAGCUUCCAGCGACCCUGCUACACAUCCUUAUUUGACUCCCGAGAAGGCAAAACAAGUGGACCAAUGGAAUCGGUGGGUUGUUGAGGGAACUGGCGCUGAAAGACCUACUCCUGUAUCCGACGCGGACAUGAGAAUUAUGCCUCAUUCCGGGCAGUCAGCUAUUAAACCUUGUGCCCCAACAACCAAGAGGCCACCUGGUAUCAAACAGCGCAGACUUAUAACCGACGAGGUACAGCCAUCGUCAGCCCGGGAGUGUGCAGAGCCAAAGCCCAAGGAUACUGUGGUUCAAACAACGGAGGCUUGUGUCUCUAAACCUCGUAAAAAGUGGAAAAUGAUCUAUAAUACUGGAAGUGGCACUGAAGGCCAGCAUGUUACAGCAGACCCGGUGGCUGAGGCUCAGGCGCCACAAGCUCAUAUAGCCUCAACAACCCUCCAAAAAGUACCAGAGGACAAGCCGCAUCUUCCCCAGGGAUUUGACACUACAAAGUAUGGUCUCAACAAAAGCACCCCCCAGGCUACGAAAAGCGACCACCGCACCUAUCCACACACCCGAUCAGGGCUGGAGAAGAAGAUUAACAAACGGAAGGAGCUUGUUGAUAUUCUUGGGCCGGUAACAACCGGAGGUACCAGUAUCCAACCUACGAUUUCCUUCUAUCAGCCGGCCUUAGUGCCAUCGAGUCUGUCUUGUAGUCAAAGCGCGGUCUCCCCAACCCUGGCCUCCGAAGAAGUAGUCGGACACAACAGAGGCAAUAGCCUUGAUCUUGCCGGUUUAGUUUUCGAGGCAUCUGGGGCCCCCUUAGAGCUUAGCAGCACGGAAUCCAUGCAAGAAGCGACUUCUUCAUGCAAUGUCAGAUAUACUUCACCAGGCCAUGGCAGAAACCCUCUUCAUAGCAAUGAAACGGCCACUUCCUCCGGCAAAACCAGAGACGCUUCACUCAGCGGUGACAGGGUGGCACCUUUCAGCAACGCAAGAGCUACUGCAGACAGCAGCGAGAAGGUGUUUGAGCAGACAAAUCGACUGGCUUCUUUGACCAUGGUCUAUAAUGAAAGCAACGAAGGCGAAUCACUGAUCGUUAAAGAGGCUUACAAGAAUGCAUCAACUCUGCGCCAGGCACAGGGGAGCCUGGCUCAUGACAAAGUUACAGAAAUUGAGAGAUCCCACGGGGCAGCAAAACACCUCGAUGGUGAAGUCGUGACGAGAGCCUUCCGCCGUACUAUGACUCAGAAGGCACCUAAUCCGAGUAGCAAAGACAAGGUGAACAGCAAGGCCGAGGCCAAGGUUAAGAAACAGAAAACCCUCGAAGAUGCUUGGGGAAUACUCCCCAAGCACGCCAAGAAGCCAUCAGUCGAUGUUUCAGGGAGUCAACAUGGCUCUGGACCGAUCAAGGAGAGAAUAGCAACACUGGUGAGCCAGGAACAAGAAGAACAACAAAUCGAGGUGGACAGGAACCUGGACGAAGAUAUAAAAAGGCUUUAUGAGGCCUUGAAGCCCACUCUAGAGGCCGCUGAAACAUUCCCAGGAGCAAUCACUUUGGAGGUGCAGAUCGGACUACUCUUGAUACCACUCCUUCCAAAGUCAUGCUGCGAGCAAGUAAUAACCUUUAGCGAUUGGGAGAAGAUUUUCAAGCCACGGACGGGCUUGGCCGCACCGACUACGAAGUUCAUGAAUAGAUUGACGACGUCUGGUGCGGACAUCGAUCAUCUUGUUGACCUGAGGACGUCCAAGGCGCAAGGAAAACGCCGCCUGUUCGAACAAGAGUACGACGAAUACAAUGUAUCCUAUGAGUUUCAUUGCCGAACGAAAGCUGGUCAAUCGCUUGUUCUUGUCAUUGACGAACAGGGUGGUCAUUGUUUGAGGAAGCCGACCUUAUCGCUUGGGGGCGUUAACUUACAUAUCCCACUGCAAAUCUGGGAUGCAAAUAUCAGUCUCAACUGUGUCACCGAUCAUGGACCGGAACUUGCAUCAGCAGCUCAAUAUAUGGUUGACCAUCUCUGGAUUCCCGCGGACAAACCACUCCUGCGAAUCUUCACCCGCCUCCCAGCCGGGCACACAAUCUCGAUUGAGAAGGUAUACAUGAAGCGUUGGACUCGGCAUAAGUUCAUUCGCUCAGAUGUGGUCCCCUCAAGUGACAUCACCGGAAAGGAGCCAAACGGUGAGAGUGAGACCAACGGAGAUCUAUAUCUGCAGGUACUAGAGACUCAGGAUCUGAUUGUCGGGACCAGCGCCGCUGAAGGAACAGCCGUGCGAGCCCGUGCGGUGCAACCCCAAGAGAUGAUCAGACGGGGGAGGCUCUGGUAUGAAGCUUCGCUCGUGAGUCCAGCUAUUGAAUCUCUAUUGAAAAGCAAUGUCGACCUGGAGGUUGGUGAGCGUGCAGAAGACUGGAGUAGCGUCGACUUACUCGGGAGAGAUGCACAUCUUAUAACCCCAGAUGCGCCACUAAGUCCAGUCGCCAUGGCCAUUGGGACCGGGGGGCUUGGGGAUCUCCUCCGUCUCACUAUCAUGGUGGUUGAGAAGGCAGAUGGUGUUGGCUACUUUAAUCAAGGGUUCAGCGUCUCAUCCAAAGAAUCAGUCCACUCCGGGGCACUGCAGAUUGUACCCGCUCCAAAGGGCCUCGAAUUCGAUGACAUAGAGAGCGUCAAAGACCUGGGUAGCGCCUGCCCACCGAAAGAUACUCUCCAAGGGCUGGAGCGAGAAUUUUGGUGA
This is a messenger RNA of Aspergillus niger, 3633 nucleotides long. RefSeq lists its product as uncharacterized. NCBI's taxonomy places the organism in Eukaryota, Fungi, Ascomycota, Eurotiomycetes, Eurotiales, Aspergillaceae. The coding region runs from base 1 to 3633 and encodes 1210 amino acids. The transcript is spliced from 6 exons. The record is from RefSeq and is a predicted model, not a curated record.